AUGGCUGGUGGCACCGUCAAAUACCGCCAUUUGAGUCGCGACUCGGCAGCCCGCCAGGCCCUUCUUCGUGGUCUCGUCACACAGCUCGUCCAGCAUGAGCACAUCCAGACAACGCACGCCAAGGCCAAGGAGGCUCAAAGACUUGCUGAGAAGCUCAUUACACUGGCGAAGAGGAAUAAUGAGCCCUGCAAAAGGUCCGCCCAGGGCAUUCUAUACACUCCCCAUCUUCUCCUACCGAAGCUCUUCGGCGAGCUACGGGAACGCUACUUGACACGCGAGGGUGGUUAUACCCGUGUUGUUCGUACAGAGCCUCGCUCCAGCUACGACCAGGCCGAGACGUCUAUUCUCGAGUUCGUUGACGGUCCCAAGGAUACCCGCUUCAUGAUGACGGCGAAGACAGUGGCCAGAGAUCGUUUAUUAGGCCGAGAUAGCACCCCUGUAACAAGAACGAACAUCAAGAAGGUCACUCAGUUCCGCGGCAACGAUGCAUUUGAAGAUAUGGUGCGCCGAUUUAUGGUGAUGAGCACCCAGGACCCAGAUUCUACCCCUGCCUCCAAGCAAGAGUCGGAGUCUCUCAAUGCCGAGUCGGACGAGAUUGCAGAGAAGGAGAGCCAUAAGAGCGCCACUAUGGGCCCCAUUAUUGUGCCCAGGGCACACAAGAAGGCAACAGCCAAGACCACACAGUCAUAA
Molecule: messenger RNA, 690 nt
Organism: Clonostachys rhizophaga
Lineage: Eukaryota; Fungi; Ascomycota; Sordariomycetes; Hypocreales; Bionectriaceae
Source: the annotation of a GenBank genome assembly